UCCGCUUUAACUAGCUGGUCAGCGGCGCAGGGAUUAGCGGAGUGUUGCCCUGUCGCCUCUGCGCGCACGCACACAGCCACGCGCACUCGGAGGAGGACUGCUCAGCGUGAAUCAUGCCCGUCGUCAUUGCUACCGACUGGGAGUGGAGCCGAAAUUGUGCAAGAUACGGAUAACUAACUGUCUGCGCGUACAGGUCCACGGAUUGCCCCAAGUUUUUUUUAAACUCCAGCUCCUUCAGAUUUACGAAAAGAAAUGCGCCGUCGGAGACUAGAAGCGAACUGCCGCGUCUUGGCUCACGUGUGCUUUAUGUUGAAGAAGAAGUGACCAGGAUUAACUACCAGCGCCACUGACGGGAAAGCCAAAGGAGAACCACGCAAAUCGGAUAUUUCUAGUCGCUUUUUGACUGCCAGUUCUUCUCUCAAGUUGUAGCUUUUGAAAACUUGUGGUUGGUUAAAGCGACGUGAGCAGCCAUGGGGAACGCAGGCAGCAUGGAUCAGCAUACGGACUUAAGGGGACACAAUAUGCCCCUGAAAUUACCCAUGCCAGACCCGGGAGAGCUAGAAGAGAGAUUCGCAAUCGUCUUGAAUUCCAUGAAUCUUCCUCCGGACAAAGCCAGGCUCCUUCGGCAGUACGACAACGAGAAGAAAUGGGAGCUCAUCUGUGACCAGGAACGGUUCCAAGUGAAAAACCCCCCACACACGUACAUCCAAAAGUUGCGCAGUUAUCUGGACCCUGCAGUCACAAGGAAGAAAUUCCGUCGGAGAGUUCAGGAGUCCACCCAAGUCUUGAGAGAGCUGGAGAUUUCGUUAAGGACCAAUCAUAUAGGGUGGGUGAGGGAGUUCCUGAACGAAGAGAACAAGGGGCUGGAUGUGCUCGUGGAGUAUCUUUCUUUUGCACAGUAUGCAGUCACAUUCGAUGGAGACUGCUUGGAAAAUAACCCAGAUGUCCUAGAUAAGAACAAGCCCUGGGGUCGCUCCAUAGAAGACCUGCAUGGAGGAAGCACUUUGCCGUCUCCCAUCACCGGGAACGGACUCACUCGUAUGGGAAGACACUCAACGCUAAGGGCACCAAGUUCACUGAGCUGUCCCAGGUGUGCUCAAAUGAAAAGAUGUAACACUCUGCCCAGCCGGAGGACGCUAAAGAACUCCAGGCUGGUGUGUAAGAAGGAUGACGUCCACGUUUGCAUCAUGUGUCUACGCGCCAUCAUGAACUACCAGUACGGAUUCAACAUGGUCAUGUCUCACCCACACGCUGUGAAUGAAAUUGCACUAAGUCUCAACAAUAAAAACCCCAGAACAAAAGCUCUCGUCUUGGAGCUCCUAGCGGCGGUGUGUCUCGUGAGGGGGGGCCACGAAAUCAUCCUCUCUGCGUUUGACAACUUUAAGGAGGUCUGUGCCGAGGAGCAGCGUUUUGAGAAGCUAAUGGAGUAUUUUAAGAACGAGGACAACAAUAUUGACUUCAUGGUGGCGUGUAUGCAGUUCAUAAACAUCGUAGUGCACUCAGUGGAGGACAUGAACUUCAGAGUCCAUCUCCAGUACGACUUCACCAAGCUGCUCCUGGACGACUACUUAGACAAACUGAAGCACACGGAGAGCGAUAAGCUACAAGUGCAGAUCCAGGCGUACUUGGACAAUGUGUUUGAUGUGGGAGCUCUUCUGGAAGACGCUGAGACCAAAAACGCCGCCCUGGAGCGAGUGGAGGAGCUGGAGGAGAAUAUGUCUCAUAUGACAGAAAAACUGCAGGACACAGAGAACGAAGCCAUGGCCAAAAUUGUGGAGUUGGAGAAACAGCUGAUGCAAAGGAACAAGGAUCUAGAAUCGAUAAGGGAACACUACAAAGAAACCACAUCCCAGGUCCUAGCGCUGAGGCAGAUGUUGAAGGAGAAAGACGAGGCCAUCCAGAGAAGCUCGAAGCUGGAGAAGAAGAUUCAUGAAUUAGAAAAGCAGGGCACCAUCAAGAUCCAGAAGAAAGGAGAUGGUGACAUAUCCAUCCUGACUUCACCCACGGGAGGAGGAGGAGGAGGAGGAGGGGUGCCCGGGGCAGUCUUGGGUCCAAACACUGCUGCACUCAGCCCCAACCACGUGGAGGUCACAGGGGGCAUGGCUGCUCCUCCUCCACCCCCGCCUCCACCUCCAGUCAACGGCACAUUACCAAACGGACCACUGUCAGUCACCCCCGCAGCAGCUCCUCCACCCCCGCCUCCUCCUCCUCCACCGCCCCCACCUCCAGGACCAGAGAUGUCCGCUCCACUGCCCCCACCGCCGCCGCCUGUAGCGCCCCCUCUGCCUGGGUCUGGUACACCCACAGUCAUCAUGAACUCUGGCCUCGCAGCUGUGAAGAUCAAGAAGCCCAUCAAGACCAAGUUCAGGAUGCCCGUCUUCAACUGGGUGGCACUGAAACCCAACCAGAUCAACGGCACGGUCUUCAACGAGAUCGAUGAUGAGAGGAUACUGGAGGAUCUGAACGUGGAUGAGUUUGAGGAGAUGUUCAAGACCAAAGCCCAGGGCCCGUCCAUCGAUCUGAGCAUGAGCAAACAUAAGGUGAUCCAGAAGGGACCAAACAAGGUGACUCUGCUCGACUCCAAUCGCGCCAAGAACCUGGCCAUUACCCUGAGGAAGGUGGGCAAGGCGCCAGAGGAGAUCUGCAGAGCCAUACAACUGUUUGACCUUCGAACCCUGCCUGUGGACUAUGUGGAGUGCCUGAUGCGCUUCCAGCCCACGGAGAACGAGGUGAAGGUCCUGAGGCAGUUUGAGAAGGAGAAGAAACCUGUGGAGAGCCUGACGGACGAGGACAGAUUCAUGAUGCAGUUCAGUAAAAUCGAGAGGCUCAUGCAGAAAAUGACCAUCAUGGCCUUCGUUGGGAACUUCUGUGAGAGCGUGCAGAUGUUAACGCCGCAACUCCAUGCUGUUAUUGCUGCAUCUGUUUCCAUUAAGUCAUCACAGAAACUCAAGAAAAUUUUAGAGAUUAUCCUGGCACUCGGAAACUACAUGAACAGCAGCAAAAGAGGAGCUGUUUACGGAUUCAAGCUUCAGAGUUUAGACUUGCUCCUCGAAACCAAGUCGACGGACCGUAAAAUGACACUCCUACACUACAUCGCCAACGUGGUCAAAGAAAAGUACCAGCAGGUCUCCCUCUUCUACAACGAAAUGCACUAUGUCGAGAAGGCAGCAGCAGUAUCAUUAGAAAAUGUACUAUUGGACGUGAAGGAGCUACAGAGAGGGAUGGAGCUGACCAAGAGGGAGUACAGCAUGCACGGACACAACACGAUGCUCAAAGACUUCAUCACACACAAUGACGCUAAGCUAAAGAAGCUACAAGACGAUGCUAAGAUUGCACAGGACGCAUUUGAUGAAGUGGUGAAAUUCUUCGGGGAAAAUGCCAAAACAACACCUCCAUCAGUUUUCUUCCCGGUGUUUGUGAGAUUUGUGAAGGCUUAUAGGCAAGCAGAGGAGGACAACGAGCAUAAGAGGAGGCAGGAGCAGCUCUUGAUGGAGAAACUUCUAGAACAGGAGCAGGCCAUGUUGGAGGAGGACCAGAAGUCUCCGUCACAAAAGAACAAGAGGCAGCAGCAGCAAGAACUGAUCCAGGAACUGAGGAGGAAACAGGUUAAAGACAAUCGGCACGUGUACGAAGGGAAAGAUGGAGCCAUAGAAGACAUCAUCACGGCGCUAAAGAAGAAUAAUAUUACUAAAUUUCCAAAUGUCUACUCGAGGGUAAGGAAGUCCUCCAGUAGCACCCCUGUAGUGGAUGUGUCCCAAACCUGAUUUGAGAAACCAGCCGUACAGGAGAGCCGACGCCGUGCGCAGGAGUGUCCGGAGAAAAUUUGACGACCAAAACCUGCGUCCGAUCAACAACGGAGAAGUGUUCAUGUAAAGAAAGACAGAGAGAAAGAAAGAAAGAGAAAGUGAAGAAAGGAUGGUUAAGGAAUAAAGAAGACGAGCGCAAGAACGAAAAGAGCAAAGAAUGUUGAAAGAAGGACGAGUGAACGUAGCAGAAACCAUAGAGAUGAUUAUGUAUAUAUAUAUUUUACAUAAAGAACUGCAUACCUGUGGUGUAGUAGCAGAUGUUCUAUGAAGGACUGGACUCGAUGGACAGUUUCCAAAGGUUUAUGGGAAAACCUUAAACCCAGACAAGUGCCUCUGUGUCUGUUGAUUCUCUUUUUUUUUUUUUUUUUCACAUUUGGAGCAAUACAAGAUCCAACCAGGCUUUAAUCUGGAAGAAACGUGCAAAACUGGACUUUUGUAUGAAGAAAUGGUGAAUGUUUAUGAGCAGUCUAUGUAGCUGUUACAUUAGCAGGAGAGUUUAGCCUGGCCAGCCCGACCCGUGCACUUUCACAUCAAAUCAAGACUCGACUCAACUCAUUUAAACUUAUUUUAGUCUUUUUUGUACGAGGAUUAUUUUCCGUUUUGGUUUCAGGGUGCAUUGUGUAACUUUUCUGGUGCUUUUCUCCAUGGAGAUGUUAUUGCUUUGUCUGGAAUGUCUCACAGUAUGGCAUUAAAGCUUUCUAUCUUCAUGGAGACCAAACCAGACCAAGUUACGGUUCAGAAAUGUGGAGAGGCAACCCCGCUCGCAGUCAGAAUGCCUGUUUUUCUAGUUAUGUUUUGAGCUAUAAAACAAGUCGUGACUUGAACUCGAGUCAGACUUGAGUCGCUAUUUUUAAGACCUGAGACUUGACUUGAUAAAAUGGACUAAGACUUGGGACUUGACUCGGACUUGAAGGUCAGUGAUUUCAGACUUGACACGGACCUGAACCCUGUGACUUGAGAAGACGUGAUGCUUCUCCUAAAAAUAUACAGUAUGUUUUUAGAAAAUACUUUUCUCUUUAAGUUCAAAAAUGCAGUGCUGAAUUUUAGAGAAACAAACUGCAACAUGUCCCUCCCACUUCUCUGUUUGUUACUUUGGAUGUAACUGAAGUACUGUGAUGUGGUAUCUUCAAAUGUACUACAGUAAUAUACAGUACAACACAGUAAAACAGAGGGAAGUACAUAUAGCACAAUCCUUCCAUUUCAGUGCAGGCGACAUGACAAAAUAACUGAUAUUAAGCUUUUUUUUUUUAUCUUAAUUGAUUCACACUAAGAUCUUGUCAAAACAUUUAAAAAGGAAAUAUUUGCAUUUCUAUAACUCCUUACAUACUCUAUAAAUACUCAUAUAUAAAUAUACCAAGACUUUUUAAGUACAGUUUAAUUUAAAAUUCAUAAAAAAUGCAAAAAUCUAAGCUAUAUUUGGUAUUUAUUUAGGCUUGAAAUGACUCAAAGCAGACGACUUGGACUUGACUUGGACUUAUGGGCCGGUGACUCGAGACUCGACUUGGACUUGCCUGUAUUUGACUUGAGGUUUGACUCGGACUUGAGGUCAAAAACUUGAGACUUGCAACGGAAACACCGACUUGGUCCCACCACUGAUAAAGCCACCUCUAAUUGAAUAAAUGUAAGGUAGAGCUCUUUAAUGUCACACUGUGGGACAUUCCAGACAAAGCAAUGGCAUCUCCAUAGAAACAAGGUGAUGGAAACUCUACCAGAAAAGUUACACAAUGCACCUUUAAGGCUGUUAUUUUAAGAAUAACAAAAACGAGACACAAUUUUACUUCGACUCGGUUAAGAAUGAACAAAUAUUAUACCAUGUGGCCACUAGGGGUCAGUAAAGGAACAAGAUUUGAAUCCAUGUCUUCUGCUUAAUUCAAAAGGGCUGACAUUUUGUUACAUGGCUAAAAUUAAACUCAAGGACUGCUGCCAAAACUGUACUUAAGUAAAAGUACUAGUUACUUUACCACAAUUUUAGCUGAAUUUUAUGAUACAGCUUUUGUGCAAAACAUGAUUAAUUAACAGUUUAAAGCUGAAUUAAGUUAUUUUAAAUCUGAACUGAGCUGGCAAUGUAGAGUUUGUUGGUCAGCUAUAGAAACGAGCAUGAGACAGCAGUGAUUCCCUCUUGCAUUGGGACAAAAGUGACUGUUCUGUCCUCAGUGACUUCUUUAAUUUAGUGUUUUUAAAAACUCUUCUCAUUUUCGUAGCUUUAUUUAUAUUAAGUUACUUUCCACCAUUGAGUUCCACAUAUAUUUUAACAUGCAGUAGGUAGAUCUGCUUUUACACACUGUUGUUGUUUUGCCUUUCUUAAAUCCAAAUUGACUGAACAGGGAGUGUUGUGAAACAGGCUGGCCAGGCUAAAGAUCUAAAUAUAUCUGUACAUUCCACUACUUUACCAUUCCUCUCGCAAUAGAACUGUGUGUAGCAGGUUUUACGUCUCAUCUGAGGCGUAACGAAAGGGCUAUGAGCUACAACGACGGCAGAAAACUGGACAAAAACGGUUAACAAAUUAAACUUUUGCAGCUUAAAGGGGUCAUAACACAGUGUUUCCUCAUCAAAAACAUCGCUGGAGUUGCGUUUUGUUUCAUUCACACACAUUUAAAACACAAAUCCUGCUUAUUUAGGCCGAGUUCUUCUCUAAAACGGAAAACACUCUGUUCCACCUUGUGAUGUCAUGUGGUAAUACAGAACGUGCAUGUGUGUCAUUUUAAACUCCACGCACCUUCACUAGAAUCAUUUGGAUCAUUUCAACCCCGGGAAUUGCCUUUUCCCAACUCAACAAAAUCUUAAAAGUAGCUGAUAAUGUGAAAACUACCACUUCAUGACAUCACAAGGUGGAAAAACGGAGCAUUUUGAGCUUUGGAGAUGUACAAACUAAUAAAGCAGGAUUACUCAGACAUGUGUGAAUGAAAAAAACACAACUCCAUGUGUGUUUUUGAUGAGGUAACAACAUUAUAACACAUCUAAAAGCUAAAUUUAGUGUAAUUUAGGACUUUUAAUUGUGAAAUGUUACUUCAUAAUGUUAAUAUGUGUUACAAUACAAAACAAUGGACUGAACCCACUUUCAAAACUGGAUAUAAACCUAUAAUAUACCAUUUAAUGCGUUUUUCAUGUACCGGGCUGUGUCUACUACUCACCUUAUUGUAAUUUGAUGUAUAGUAUUUAACCUCUUGAAACUUGUACGCUUUGUGUGCUCAUCCGUCAUUCAGAAACGAACACGGCACGAACACAAAGAGUUCUUAUAUGUACAGAUAUUUUGCUACUUUUCUACUUAACAUUACCAGAUGGUUAAUAUUGUACAUACUGUUCAAACUUUGCCUUGAAUGUUUUAUUUUAACUUAUAGUUUUUAUGUCUUUGUCACGUGUCAUUUUUGUGUAUUUAAUAAGAAGCCAAAACGGGACAUCUCACUCCAUUAAAGGGGGACACUGGAUCGUAUACGCUGAAGGUGGAUCAAAGUCGGUUACUAUUAAAGCAGGAAGCAUGUCGUGAAACAGAAAAUGGAUCAUAAUAACUACAGAUUAUUAUUCUAGUUGAAAAUGGUGGUUAAAAGCUUAUCUGUGGAGAGCUGGCUUUGAAGCUCGUGUUUUGACUGCAAUUACCUUCACUAAAGCAUCUCACUCUGUAACAGUCAUGGCUCUGCUCUGGCAUGUUUUAUACUUUAGGCAGUUUAUGGUUAUUAUCAAAUAACAAUUUAGAUUUUCAAUGAAUAUGAUCAAAUAAACUAUGUUGAAUAUUA
Boleophthalmus pectinirostris (great blue-spotted mudskipper) is the source of this 7537-nucleotide messenger RNA. It is a transcript of the gene fmnl2a, whose product is annotated as formin-like 2a. Gene Ontology annotation, biological process: cortical actin cytoskeleton organization; cell migration; regulation of cell shape. The record is from RefSeq and is a predicted model, not a curated record. The transcript is spliced from 28 exons. NCBI's taxonomy places the organism in Eukaryota, Metazoa, Chordata, Actinopteri, Gobiiformes, Gobiidae. Bases 471 to 3764 code for a protein of 1097 amino acids. Gene Ontology annotation, cellular component: cytosol. Gene Ontology annotation, molecular function: actin filament binding; small GTPase binding.